AUGUCGCAGUCAGGAUCCCUUCAAGUAAACGUAAACCAAACUCCUACCACCACCGACGCCCAGCCUGUGGAAGAAAGCUCAAAUCGAAACAAGAAGCCCGUGCGAAGCUACAUCGCGUGCCGGAAAUGCCACGCCCAAAAGGUGAAAUGCAGUGGAGAGACGCCGUGCAGGAACUGUAAGGUGUCGAAGAACCCAGUGGAAUGCAUAUAUCCAGUUCGCGAUAAGAAGAUUGCAGUUUCUGAAAGAUAUCUACGAACACUUGAAGGCCAGAGCCGGGCACUGAAGCGUGGAGCAUCGGAAGCAUCGCCAGAGAAUGUUCCUAAUGUUCUUCAUGAGCAGUCACUUGUACCACCAGAAGCCCCACGUCCGCGAAAACGAACGGCAGCAGCGGCCUCACUCACGCCAGACGCUAACAUUCCAAGUCCCCUGGAACAGAGCUCUGUAGUUGAGGAGGAAAGAGAACCUCUCCCAGAUGAGGCAAGUAUUCAGCCAACUUAUGUCGGCGAAGCUGCUUGUACAACCUUUGGCGGGAGACUUCGCCAAUUCCUCGUUGGCGAAGAUAGCCCCGUUGUCCCCCGACGACCCAAGUACUAUAAGCACGCAAGAAUGCUUCGAGCGUCGCGCACAGAUUGUCAGUUACCAAACCGCAGCGAUGCUCAGCUCUUGGUCAGGGUCGUUCUCCGAUUCAUCGGCGCUGAUUAUCAUCUCUUGCGAAGGAGAUCCUUUCUAGAGAGGCUUGAUGAGACAUACAGACUUGAUGUCCUGAAUGAUCCUAUCUGGCUGUGUAGGCUGUUUACUGUUUUUGCCCUUGGGGAAAUCUACACAGUACGAUCUUCGAAGCCAAAAGGUGUCCCGGGAAUCUCGUUCUUCUUGAAGGCUUUGGAAUACUUCCAAGAUCUUUAUGAAGAGCCGACCGUGGAAUACAUAGAGACCCUUGUUUUGCUUGCAUUUUACUCCACUACUCUUAACAGAAGAAAUACGGCUUAUACCUAUAUUGGCCUUGCGCUACGAUUAUCAAUAAUGCUUGGGUUGCACAGGAAGAUUCCAGCUAACAGCUCUCUCAGCCCCGCGGAAAGAGAGCACCGGAUUCGCGUAUGGUGGACUGUCUAUACGCUGGAUCGUUUAAUGAGCUCUAAAGUUGGACUCCCAACAAUGAUUCAGGAUACCGAGAUCGACGCCCAAAUACCAUCAAUGAACGGUCUAACACAGCAUGAUAUGGAAGACUUCUACAAUCCGGCGCAUCUUGUGGCACAGAUAACUCUGUCAAGGAUAACGGGAAAUGUGCUUGGCAACAUCUAUCACAUUCCGCAAGCAGAUCGUACCAACACCUUUGUAAGAGGAGUGCAAACAACUUUAACAAGUCUCAGGAACUUCCAUGAAGGACUACCACCCAUUUUGAGAUUGGACCCCAACAAUUCGCCAAUGUAUCUCAACAGAUCUGUUGCAUCCUUGCAUCUGCACUUUAACCAGUGUGUCAUUCUAACCACACGGCCAAUUCUUUUCUAUCUGUUUCGACAAAAGUUUGCUCGAACCUCAAAUUCAUCGGAAGACUCACGACCUUCAUCCCACAUGACGACAGUUCUUGCCGAAGCUUGCGUACAGACAGCGCGGAAAUCGAACAGAAUCUUGUCUCAACUAUGGGUAGAUGGCUGUCUCGCGAUGUACGGCUUCUACGACGCCUUGUCGAUAUUCUCAUCCACUCUUGUGCUCAUGAUUUCCGCUGCCAUGGAAGAUCCCGAUGCAUAUGCUACUAAUGAUGAUGAUGGAAUUGGCGUUGCUUGGAGUCUGUUGAGGUCUAUGAGAGAUGACGGAAAUGUACCUGCAAGUGAUUACUAUGAGCAGCUGGCCCAAAUAGAAGAGGAUCUCAAGGACGCCUGUGUGAGAAGGAGGAAACGGCCUGAAAUACUUCCGCCGCCGCCGCCGAAUACCAAUAAUGCGCAUGGGCUGCAUUUGUUGUUGGCGGCUAGUGGGACAGACAACCACCAGGUACCGCAGAUUCCAAGUGAUAGUGCUCAGCAUGGAAGUAUAGCGAUACCGCCUGCGUUCCACGGGGAAGGCACGAGUAUGGGUGACCCUCUCAAUGAUCCUUUCUUGAGUGGAUUUUUGUCCCAACCGCAGGCUGCUUGGGAUCCCACUGCCUUUGAACCCAUGUUCACGGGCAAUAAUGAGCAACACCUAUGGGAUUUCAAUUGGGAGGGUGGAGUGGUGGAUUAG
This is a messenger RNA of Lachnellula hyalina, 2214 nucleotides long. RefSeq names its product putative transcriptional regulatory protein. Gene Ontology annotation, biological process: DNA-templated transcription; positive regulation of transcription by RNA polymerase II. The transcript has 4 exons. Gene Ontology annotation, molecular function: DNA-binding transcription factor activity, RNA polymerase II-specific; zinc ion binding; sequence-specific DNA binding. Lineage: Eukaryota; Fungi; Ascomycota; Leotiomycetes; Helotiales; Lachnaceae. The record is from RefSeq and is a predicted model, not a curated record. Bases 1 to 2214 code for a protein of 737 amino acids. Gene Ontology annotation, cellular component: nucleus.